GUACUUCCGGCUGCCGGGUUGACAUGAAGAAGCAGCGGCGGCUGGGGCGGCGGUAGCGGCGAGAGUUGAGGCUUGCAGUGGAACUCAAAGCUAAGAUCGCGACGCGGCCUGAGGCGGCAGACGUCGCAGUGGGCCGAGGAGGAGACGCAACAGCCGCCCUGGCCCGUCAUGGAGAUGGAAAAGGAGUUCGAGCAGAUCGACAGGGCUGGUAGCUGGGCGGCCAUUUACCAGGAUAUCCGACACGAAGCCAGUGACUUUCCGUGUAAAGUGGCCAAACUUCCUAAAAACAAAAACCGAAACAGGUACAGAGAUGUCAGUCCCUUCGACCAUAGUCGGAUUAAACUACAUCAAGAAGAUAAUGACUAUAUCAAUGCUAGUUUGAUAAAGAUGGAAGAAGCCCAGAGGAGUUACAUUCUUACCCAGAAGUGUGAAAGUGUGGAGAAUGAUGUUAAAGCUGCCCUCCUUCACCUUCCCCCUGAAGUGGCAAAGGGCCCUUUGCCUAAUACGUGUGGUCACUUCUGGGAGAUGGUGUGGGAGCAGAAGAGCAGGGGCGUUGUCAUGCUCAACAGAGUGAUGGAGAAGGGAUCGUUAAAAUGUGCACAGUACUGGCCACAAAAGGAAGAAAAAGAAAUGAUCUUUGAAGACACAAACUUGAAGUUAACCUUGAUUUCUGAAGAUGUUAAGUCAUAUUACACAGUACGACAACUAGAAUUGGAAAACAUCGCAUCUCAAGAAACUCGAGAGAUUUUACAUUUCCACUAUACCACGUGGCCAGACUUUGGAGUCCCCGAAUCACCAGCCUCAUUCCUGAACUUUCUUUUCAAAGUCCGCGAGUCGGGGUCACUUAGCCUGGAGCACGGCCCCAUCGUGGUGCACUGCAGCGCAGGCAUCGGCCGGUCGGGGACCUUCUGCCUGGCUGACACCUGCCUCUUGCUGAUGGACAAAAGGAAAGACCCUUCUUCUGUUGAUAUUAAGAAAGUUCUCUUAGAAAUGAGGAAAUUUCGAAUGGGGCUGAUCCAGACAGCAGACCAGCUCCGCUUCUCCUACCUAGCUGUGAUCGAAGGUGCCAAAUUCAUCAUGGGAGACUCUUCGGUUCAGGAGCAAUGGAAGGAGCUCUCCCAUGAGGACCUGGAGCCCCCACCUGAGCACGUCCCCCCACCACCCCGGCCACCCAAGCGAAUCCUGGAGCCACACAAUGGGAAAUGCAAGGAUUUCUUCCCAAACCACCAGUGGGUGAAGGAUGAGACAGAGGACGGUCAAGGAGAAGGUGCCAUGGAGGCAGAAACCAGAACUCCUUUAAAUGCCUCCCACGGCGUGGAAAGCUCAAGUCAAGACACUGAAGUGAGAAGGCGGAUCAUGGAAAGUCAGCGUGGCAUCCCAGUCUCUGUCCCCACCAAGGGGGAGCCCUCGCCGCCCAAAGAGGAGGAGGAGCAGGUGCUGACUCACUGGAAGCCCUUUCUGGUCAACAUGUGCAUGGUCACGGUCCUCACGGCCGGAGCGUACCUCUGCUACAGGGUAUGUUUUCACUGAUGGACGUGCUGGCCAGACAGCGUGUACAGAAGGCACCGGUGAUUGACCGGUGUGCAGGACUCAGUUCUGUGGAAGGAUCUGAGCCAGGUCUCAGAAGAAACAGAUCAAAGGUUUUUAAGUCUGGAACUGCGGAAGGGCUGAAGGAGAUCAUUGAGGAUUGAUGCACUAGGGUUGUGAUGAGCCCUGUGGUCCCCAGAAUAUACGUGUCUAAUCUCAGGGCCUUACCUAUUCAGGAGUAAGUAGAGAAAAUGCCAAAUACGUCUCUCUCUCUCUCUUUUUUUUUUGUUCAUUUGUUUUUGAAAAAAAAAAAAAAAUAGAAA
Messenger RNA from Loxodonta africana (African savanna elephant), 1850 nucleotides. It is a transcript of the gene PTPN1, whose product is annotated as protein tyrosine phosphatase non-receptor type 1. Gene Ontology annotation, molecular function: non-membrane spanning protein tyrosine phosphatase activity; protein kinase binding. Gene Ontology annotation, biological process: negative regulation of ERK1 and ERK2 cascade; negative regulation of PERK-mediated unfolded protein response; peptidyl-tyrosine dephosphorylation. The transcript has 10 exons. The record is from RefSeq and is a predicted model, not a curated record. Bases 169 to 1530 code for a protein of 453 amino acids. Gene Ontology annotation, cellular component: cytoplasm; early endosome; endoplasmic reticulum. NCBI's taxonomy places the organism in Eukaryota, Metazoa, Chordata, Mammalia, Proboscidea, Elephantidae.